GAGAGACAUUUAGACAACUACAUAGGGAGAUAGAUAGACAUAGGUGAAUACAUAGAGAGGUGGUUACAUACAUAAUGAAAUAGAGAGAGAGGGAGAGGGAGAGAUACAUAUAGGAAUAACAGAGAGAGACUGAGAGCGAGGGGGAAAGAUAUACAGACAGGGACAGGCAGCUAGAUACAGGAGUUCCAGACAGAGACAACAAUAGUAAUACAGAGAGAGAAGCAUAAACAGAGAGUGACAGACAAGAACAGAUACACUUUAGACGCAGAACUAUAGACAGACCAGAUAGAUCUUGGAGUUACAGGAGGGAGAGGCAGAUACGGGACAGGAGGGAAAAAGAAGCGGGAGCCGAUACAGGACAGAAGUUAGAGAGAGAAGUCAGAUAUAGGACAGAAGUUAGAGCAUUUACAGGGCAAGUGUUGGAGAUGCAUGGCUGGAAUUAGAGAUACAGAAAUAGUAUAGAAAUUUGACACGGGGCACAGCUGAAAGUCAUAUAGGUGAAAAAAGGACAGAGGAUUAAGAAAGUAUAUGACAAGAGAUGAAGCAUCUCGAAAACGCAGCAGAAAUGUAGAAAUUGCACAACAGCAGAUACAGGUAGAUAGUAAUAAAGCAGUGGGAGACAACGGGAGGUAGGGCAAGGAGAUUUCACGGGACAGUCUGCAAGAGGUAGAGAUAGGAAUAAGGAGACAGCAAUAUAUUGAGAAAAAAUACAAUAACAUACAGCGGGAUACAGAACGUUUGUGUUUUGGCGUAGUGCAAGAAACUGACAAGGCAUGGUGAACCUGACUGGCACAAUGAGAACAAGCGAAUUUGACUCUUCAGAUGAGGACUCUGAAGAACAACAUCAAUUGCCGUUGCAAGUAUCUUGGUUGGCUUUAUCAGUGGUGAACUGCCACCAGUUCCUUGGAAUCUGUGCAUUGCCAGGUUGUAAAUUUAAAGAUGUAAGAAGAAAUCUUCAGAAAGAUUUAGAAGAGCUCAAGAAUCACGACAUACAGGAUGUAUUUGUGUUCUGUACCAAAGGAGAGAUGGUGAAAUACAGGGUUCCAGGCUUGUUGGAAUCAUACGAGCAACAUGGAUUCAAGGUGUAUCAUUACCCUUUCCCUGAUGGUAGUGUUCCAGAUAUUGCUAACUGUUGGAAAAUUCUGGAAGAGUUGAGAAUUUGCUUGGAAAAUGCGAAAAGGAUCCUUAUCCAAUGUUACGGAGGCCUUGGACGUUCAUGUCUAAUUGCAGCAUGUCUUCUACUUCAGUUGUCCGAUACUAUGUUACCAGAAGAAGCAAUUGGCUACCUUCGUGAACUAAGAGGAGCUGCAGCAAUACAAACAGUGAAGGAACAAUACUUAAUCUUGUCCAGUAACAAAUAUUGUUCAGAUACUCAAGACUGCAAACUUCUUGCAAGAUCACUCCAUAACUUUCCAACAAAGCGCACAGUGAGAAAACAGAGCAACCUCAAGAACAGAAAAUACAAUUAAUUCGUCAAUUGUCAAUGUUUGACUAGGCUUGUCAUAGAAGUAUAAAAUAGGAGUGUGUUGACAUUAAAUCUUAUCCUUACAGAAGUACUAUAAUAUACUGAAACUGGUUGGUAAAGUCUUUAAUCAGAUUUGUUCAUUUACAGUUGUACAUUUUCAUUAAAAUGUAUGUAAUCUAUUCUUAAACAGCAUCAGUCUCAAUUUGCUAACAGGGAUAUUUCUACUGUAGUACCAAACACAACCCAAGACCUUCUAUAUUACCAUUUUGUUAUUAACAUUUCCCAUGGUUCACCUAAACAUAAAAUGUUGCAUUUUUCAGCACACGUUUUUAACAUUCAUUAAUUUAUUUCCAAGCCUUUUUUUGCAGGAUUUUGUGCAGAAAAAUAAACAAAGCUGUUGCACCACAUCCAGUGACAUCAGUGAACAAAUUAACAUGAGCUAUUAUGAUUAAAACGAGUGCUGUUUGAACCUCAAAUAUAAUUAAUACAAUUGCUAAGCUGAGGCUCGAAAUAACUAAAUAUGUUGUGUAGGGAGUUAAAAACUAUACAAAAAUGUCAAAUCAACAUGGAUUACUCGGCACCAUUAGUAGAGCUAAAAGUAUUUUCAGACAAAUGUUUAACAAAAACAAAAAGAUUUAUUUUUAAAUAAACGUUACUUUGCAUGGGAAAGGGACCCAUUUGUGUAAAAAAGAUCUUUAGUUUGUAUACUCUGUAAAGAUUGACUAUCAUAGUUAUUUCCAUCAUUUUCCUGUGGAUACAAUAAACUUUUAAAAUAAAUUCUGUUUGCACAAUCCAAAAGAACCUAUAAAUGUUCAAUUUACUAAAAGUGUAAAUAAUAUCCAUUGAGUUUUAGGGGUCCAAACUACAUCAAGAUUUCUCUGGUCUUUUAUUUUUAAACUGGACAUAAGAUAUUUGAGCCAAGUUACAUAAUUUUUUUAAACAUAAUAUACCUGUAAAUAGCAAAUAGGAGUGCGAUUCAAUGUUACAUUUAAAACAUAAUCUGUGAUUAGUGAUUUCAUUCGUAAAGAACAAACUUAAUUCUUGGGUUUUGGAUCAAGGCAAACUGCAGAAUCAUUUUUUCUACAUAAAAAAACCCUGGGGCCAAAAUGUCCAUGAAAAGUAAGGAAAAGCAUUUAAUCUGUAUAUAUAUAAAAGCCAUUCAUAUCUGGUGAACUACAUGUUCUGCAGAUGAGCCCCAAGUUCGUGAAAAACCAAUGUCCUUCUGUUUCUUGCAUGGAGUAAACAAAUUCACUGGAUCUCACAAGUGUUAUUUAA
Messenger RNA from Stegostoma tigrinum, 2740 nucleotides. RefSeq names its product cyclin dependent kinase inhibitor 3 (gene cdkn3). The record is from RefSeq and is a predicted model, not a curated record. The transcript is spliced from 8 exons. Lineage: Eukaryota; Metazoa; Chordata; Chondrichthyes; Orectolobiformes; Stegostomatidae. Gene Ontology annotation, molecular function: protein tyrosine/serine/threonine phosphatase activity; protein tyrosine phosphatase activity. Gene Ontology annotation, biological process: protein dephosphorylation. The coding region runs from base 774 to 1469 and encodes 231 amino acids. Gene Ontology annotation, cellular component: nucleus.